AUGGGCGUUGAAAUUUUUAAUAUGGCGACUUUUGAGGCGCCCCAAGAGGCGAAAACGUUUACCGGAUCGUCACGCGCGGACGUCGCUUGCUUUGCAGGCUCUGGGUCUGGUAAACGAGACGUCUCAAAACAACACUUUUAUCCGGAUGGAGCUGGCAAGUGGGGCGGGGGCGCGGACCUUGAGUUGAGAGGCUUAAUCGAGGAGCCACCCUCCACACCACCCUCCCCUCUCAUUCCCCUUCCAUCCUUCUCCUUUUUUGAGCUGGCAAGCGGCGGCGCAGACAUGGAGCUGAGAGGCAAGUUGAAGGAAGCACCGUCCACACCACCCUCUCCCCUCAUACCCUCUAGCAAGCAGCGGCGCAGACAUGGGGUUGAGAGGCAAUAUCGAGGGGGUUCCGUGCACGCCACCCUAUUUUUGAGUCGACUCAAAAAUUCCGUGCACGCCACCCUCUCCCUUCAUACCCCGUUCCCGUCCCUCCCACCCCUCCCUCCUCCCUUCGCUGCCCCCUUUUUCCACAUGGAGCUGGCAAGUGGCGGCGCAGACAUGGAGCUGAGAGGCAAGAUCGAGGGGAUGGAGCUGGCAAGCGGCGGGGCAGACAUGGAGCUGAGAGGCAAGAUCGAGGAGCUGCGAGCAGUCUCGUCAGCCAGCGUGGCGCAGACCAAUUCAUCAAUGGAGCAGAUGCAGCAGCAGUUUGCGGCUCUGAGCCGGAGGCUGGGGGAGCUGGACAGGAGGGUGACGUCAGCCAUGCAGGACCCCACCAUGCGCCUCGUGCUGCAGGGCAGUGCCCCGCUCUUCUCCCCCUCCCUGGGGGAAGGGGAGGACCGCUCUUCUCCCCCCUCCCUGGGGGAGGAAGGGGAGAGAGGGGGGGAUUCGGAGAGGAGAGGGGAGGGUAGUCAAGGAGUGGGGAGUGAGGGGGAAGAAGCGGGGGAGGGAAAUGGCGAGGCAGGGGGGAGUGGAGAGGCGAGAAGGGGAAGUGGGGGGAGUGGUGAGGAUGCGAGGAGGGAAGGUGGGGAGAGGAGGGAGGAAGGUGGGGGAGGGAGCGAUGGUGCAGGGGCCGAUGGUCACGCGGGUGAAGGUGCUGUUGGGAGCAGCAGUGCAAGUGGUAAUCCUGCCGUUGCUGGUAGUGCUAACACCUAA
Closterium sp. NIES-65 is the source of this 1137-nucleotide messenger RNA. Lineage: Eukaryota; Viridiplantae; Streptophyta; Zygnematophyceae; Desmidiales; Closteriaceae. The record is from the annotation of a GenBank genome assembly.